This is a messenger RNA of Heterobilharzia americana, 470 nucleotides long. Lineage: Eukaryota; Metazoa; Platyhelminthes; Trematoda; Strigeidida; Schistosomatidae. The record is from the annotation of a GenBank genome assembly.
CUGUAUCCCGCGGGUAUGAGGGUUUAUGUGCUACGUAGCGCUGCGUAGUUCAAUCUUAUCCGGUACGCGUUUGGUUUUCACUUAACCAUGAGGAAGUUACGAGGUGGUACUACUAAAGAAACAAAGAAGGAUAAACUGCAAAGGAGGAAAGACAUGCAAGAAAUACCCGACCAAGUCAAAAAGAUUGUUCUUCCCACUCUGGCAGCUGUUGUUGCCGGUUUAGUUUUGGUUUUGUACUUUAUGACUAGACCUGCCACUAUUGCAACAAGCUAAUGCGACUCUCUAACAGUUACUAAAGACAUUCCCACUUGAGUUAUUUUCAUUAUUAUGUGUGAAUGAUUUUGAUGUUUUGUGUAUAGGCUUGUUCCUCACCAUAAUUGCGGUGUACUGACCGCCAAUCAGUGUAAUAUUUUUGCUUUCCUCUUUUCGUGACUUCAUAAUCAAUAUAAUAUGACUUAAUUUAUUCAGUA